Messenger RNA from Lathyrus sativus (Indian pea), 678 nucleotides. Lineage: Eukaryota; Viridiplantae; Streptophyta; Magnoliopsida; Fabales; Fabaceae. The record is from the annotation of a GenBank genome assembly.
AUGGUAGAUCAAGAGGAAACUGAAGAACUCAAGCUUCUUGCUGAAUGGAAGAGAAAGAAAGGUGGAUUCAGAGCUACCAUGUUUAUUUUUGUUUUGUCAGCAUUGGAUAAUAUGGGUUUUGUUGCAAACAUGGUUAGUUUGGUUAUGUAUUUCUAUGGAGUGAUGCAUUUUGAUCUAUCAAGUUCUGCAAAUACUCUUACAAACUUCAUGGGUUCAACUUUCUUGCUUUCUCUUGUUGGUGGAUUCAUAUCAGAUACUUAUUUGAAUAGGUUCACCACCUGUUUGAUAUUUGGCUCCUUAGAAGUUCUGGCUUUGGCAAUGGUUACUUUUCAAGCUGCUUCAGGUCAUUUACAUCCAAAUGCAUGUGGGAAAUCGAGCUGUGUGAAAGGUGGGAUUGGGGUUAUGUUUUAUGCGUCGUUGAGUUUGUAUGCACUGGGUAUUGGUGGAGUGAGAGGGUCUAUGACUGCUUUUGGUGCUGACCAGUUUGAAGAAAAGGAUCCUAAUGAAGCAAAAGCACUUGCGAGUUACUUCAAUUGGCUUUUGCUUAGUUCAACUGUUGGAGCAAUUUCUGGUGUUACUGGUGUUGUUUGGGUUAGUACACAAAAAGCUUUGGCAUUGGGGGUUUUUCAUAAUAACCAUAGCUUCUUCUAUUGGUUUUGUCACAUUUGCUCUUGGUAA